GAGGAUUGACCACCAUGGCCUCGCUCAAGAAGGCCUCCAAGGUUGUCUGCAUUGGCCGCAACUAUGCGGACCACAUCACGGAGCUGAACAGCGCAAAGCCCAAGCAGCCUUUCUUCUUCCUCAAGCCUCCUUCGUCCAUUAUCCUUCCCGGAGAAGGACCCGUCAUCCGGCCCCGUGGUGUUGAUAUGCACUACGAGGUUGAGCUUGCUCUUAUCCUCGGCAAGCGUGUCAGAGACCAUGACGCUUCGGACUUGCAGGGAGCUCUGGACGCCAUUAAUAGCUAUGCUCUCAGCAUCGACAUGACGGCACGCAAUGUCCAGAAUGAGGCCAAGAAGAAGGGCCUCCCCUGGGACAUUGCCAAGGGAUUCGACACGUUCCUGCCCAUGAGCAAGCUCAUUGAGAAGUCCCGUAUUCAGGACCCUCACAACAUCGAGCUCUAUCUCAAGGUCAACGACGAGGUUCGUCAGAACGACUCCACCAACUUGAUGCUCUUCCAGAUUCCCCGCAUCCUUAGCGAUAUCUCCAAGGUUAUGACGCUCGAGGCCGGUGACAUCGUCCUGACUGGCACUCCCAAGGGCGUUGGCCCAGUUGUCCCCGGUGAUGUGAUGCGCGCCGGUAUCCGUGUGGAUGGCAAGGAGAUUGAGGAGGCCAAGAUCGAGAUCGCGGUCGAGGAGUCUACUCGCUCGUACGAGUAUGCUGAGACGUAAACACCGAACGAACAUAGAUGAUAGCCCACCCUCAUACAACCUAGUGUAGUUCGAUGUACAUAGAUUCUAUUUCACAUACGCUCGCAGGGCGGACAUCUGACAAGGCCAUCAUUUCCACCGCGCAGAACCCCCAAGCCAUGAUGCAGACCCUUCCAUUCACUGCACAUUCGGAUCCUGGAUCGAUCCAGGCUUGGGGCACCAAUCGGCCAGCUCAUCACACUUCUUACAAGUCCUCAGCUGCUCAUUCUCCUUAAAGGCUUCCACGGCCGCCUUGAUCUGCGUUCCCAAAUCGGUGCAGUGGAAGCUCGCCUCGUGGACAAUCUCCUUGCAGUUCUGGCAGUACCACCUCAUGCGGUCGAUGGUGUCGGCGGGACGCUUCUGUUCCAGCACGAUACCGACCGUGUCGGCGAACCGCACCGGGUUGUGCGGGGUGUUGCCUGGCAGGAGGAACAUCUCGCCCUCGCGGAUGAUGAUAUCUCUGAAGUUUCCGUCGUCGACCACCUUGAGCAUCAUGGCGCCCUUGUACUGGUAGAACCACUCGGGGGUUUGGUUGAUGUGGUAAUCCGUGCGGGCGUUGGGGCCACCAACGAUC
Molecule: messenger RNA, 1299 nt
Organism: Neurospora tetrasperma FGSC 2508
Lineage: Eukaryota; Fungi; Ascomycota; Sordariomycetes; Sordariales; Sordariaceae
Exons: 3
Coding region: 15-707 (230 amino acids)
Cellular component (GO): mitochondrion
Molecular function (GO): acetylpyruvate hydrolase activity
Source: RefSeq, a predicted model, not a curated record